AUGUCAAUAGCGCCGUUCACAUUAGGGCGUCCCGACGGUACGUUACGUAAAAGUGUGGGCUCCGACACUUUUACCGUACGUCCAGUCACGAUUUCUGUCGGAUCGGACAUAAUAUUGGCGUACUACCAAGUAUGGCACCGUUCACAUAUGUCGGCGCGAAGCGGCGGCGACACCCGCCUGCCAACCUCCCACCCGCCCUUACCCUGCUCUCGGCACUCGCGCAAGCAGUUUCGUCGACGUGUAUGCAGAGAAGACACGUUUCGACCGUACCGACAGUUCGCGUUGGCGGCGUCUAGUGUGAACAGCAACACCCGGCAGUCGGUGAACGGCAAACUGUUGGUCCGACCUAAUGUGAACCAGCUCUGA
Molecule: messenger RNA, 366 nt
Organism: Parnassius apollo (apollo)
Lineage: Eukaryota; Metazoa; Arthropoda; Insecta; Lepidoptera; Papilionidae
Source: the annotation of a GenBank genome assembly